CUGGACUCAUGUACACAUAUUUUUCUGAAAGUAACAUGUAUGUGUGAGAUUUGUCAAACCACCAAAUUACAAAUUCUGAGUUUCAACAAGAGUAUAUCUAAAGAAAACAAGGGUUGAAGUAGUUUUUAGUUUAGCAUACAGUUGCCAGUUUGAAGAGAGCCUUGCAUUCCUAUGCAUGCUAACUCUAUUUUCUUUCAUUAAUUCUUUCUUUAUUUCUUUGUUUCUGAUGCACACUUUCUUAUUUCUUUACACUUAGAAUAGCCUUCCUUAAUUUAUAAUUAUAGUAACAUAAAAGCUAAAGCAUGUGGUUCCUAUUUUGUAGCAUAACUACUGCAUAAGACUCAGCUUAAAUGAAGACUGGACUUAUAAAUUUGAAUAUCUGUGUCAUGUUCGAUUUUCUAUUAAUAGUUAAUAAGUUGGUGUAUAUGUCUUAAGAUGACUGUUCGUGUUCAUUCUAGCUUCUCGUGUUUAUGGUUAUCUUGUUCUGAGAUUUGUAACUGUAAUUCUUGUUUUGCAAACUAAAUCCUAUUUGGUAAAAAAUUUUAUGAUCUUUUUUAUAUACUUUUUUUUUUUUUUUAUGAAUUUUAGUUAUAAAUAUUUGUGAAGAUAAUGACUGAAACAGGAUCUCCCUUUGCAGGAUUUGAAAGACUAAUUGGUAAAUUUGGGUUGAACUUUAGUCUUGAACAAGCUGAAGGCCCUUAUUGUGGAUUAUAAUUUUUACAAUUGCAGCACCCUACGGUCUUACCAUAUUUUAGAGUGCUUUCAUCACUUCAUACUGAUGUUGAAUACCCGGUGUUCUCCAAAUAAAUUCAAGGAAACGGUUUGCAAUUUAAGUGAAGACAAAAAGGUUGCCGUACAAGAGAUUGGGUUUGGGUCCCUUUUAGACAUCGAGUGUACCAUUUUGAAGCGCAACCUGUGCUUAUGGUUGGUAGAACACUUUGACCCUAGAACAUCUCAUCUCACCCUUGAAUCUGGCGCUCGGAUCCAUGUUACGCCAAGUGACGUUGAAGAGGUACUUGGCCUACCCUCGGGAAGAGGAGAAGAUGUGCCAAAUUAUAUUGUACAAAGUGUGCAUUGGUUAGAAAAUGGCAUUUUUUUAAAGGACGGUGUAAUAGAAGUGCCAAACUUAGUGCAUCAAUUAGACGUUCUUCCUGUUGGGGAUGACUUCAAGAGGGCUUUUGUCCUUUUCGCUUGCGGAUCACUUCUAGCACCCAUAUCGAAAAAUGAGACAAGCAAAAGGUUAUUGGCAGCGGUUGACAAUGUGGAUGCUAUUAAAUCGUAUAAUUGGGGGAAGUUUGUUUUAGAUUGGUUGAAAAAAGGAAUUGCGUCCUAUAAAGGAAAGGAAGGAAGAGAAGGUUGUACAUACAUACAUGGAUGCUUGUUCUUUCUCAUGCUUUUCUACCUACACCGUGUGGAUGUCAAUGGACCAAAACCGAAGCCUGAGAUGUCAUGCGUACGUGGAUGGACCAACAAAUUAAUAGGCGAGAGGUUGAAUUUGGAGAAGCAUAAAUAUAAUGGUUUCGGCUUCGGUGAGGUAAAGUUUACAACUGAUACAUCUGAAGAUGCCGAUAAGGAGUUGGCAUAUGAAAUUAUUAAAGUUGUUAAGAAAUGGAAGCAACGGCACAAUGUAGGCCAAGGCAGGGGGUCGAGAUCCUCAGAACCCAGUUCAUCCACACGACAACCUAACCUAUCUUCGCAAUUGUUUGCACAACACAAUCCGAUUGAGGAGGAAGAUGAAUCCCACAUACCAGUGGAGGAGGAAUUCGAAACCUCCACAAGACAAGCAAACUCACCCUGGCAAUCUUUUACAAAACACGAUCCCAUGGAGGAGGAAGGAGAAAUCCCCGCACCAAUGGAGGAGGAAGUGGGAACCUCCACAGCAAUGGAAGAGGAGCGUGAUGUGCAGGAAGCAGUGAUCCCUUUAUUACGUGUUAUAAAGCCUGGGCGCCAUAAGGGAUCACCUUGGGUUGAAAUGAAGGUCAACCGAUUGCGUGUCCUUCGUCCAGAAGCAAAGGCAGUCAUCUCAUAUGCCAUGGAUGAGAGCAGAAAUGAUGAUGAAAUGCUGGUGAACAUAAAUGAUAUUUUCCUCACAAGAAAAGAGAUGAGAACAAUCUCUUACAAUCAUUGGAUAUCAAAUAUGGUGGUUGAAGUCUAUUGCCAAAUGCUCCAGCUGAAACAAAAGCGUAGAGGAACCAAAUUUUUCUUUCCGCCUUCGAUUGGGAUUGAACUUUCCAAGAUACCUUCAAAAGUGGUUGAUAGGAAAGGUAAAAUACAAGCAGUUUGGAACAACUAUAAAAGGAUAAGGAAUGUCGAUGAUAACAAAGUUUGCCAAUUCAAUAUGCUUUUCUUUCCAAUACUUGUAAAUGAGAAACAUUGGUGCUUGUAUGUCUUUAACAUUUGCGAUAGUCGUAUGGAUGUGUUGGAUUCAAACAAACAUUCUUCGCAUGAUAAGCGUACUCCAGACAAGAUGUCAAAAGAUUUGGUAAUGUUGGUUGAGGUAUUCACCGGAAGAGAUCUACAAAACUUCAUAUACAAUGUGCCCAACGUACCUCAACAGCCCGAUAGUGAUAGUUGUGGUGCUUUCAUGUUGGACUUCAUGGAGAAAUGGGAUGGUUCACUCAGUCACCCAAAAGAGAAGGUGGAUGUUGAUAGAUUACGUGCAAUUAUUGCUUCAAAUUUGCUUUCAGAUGACAAUAACACAAUGAAGGAUUUUGUAAAGAACAAAGCACUUUAUCCAUUUGGUCAAGCAUGUUGAUUUCAACUAACAAGGUACCAUUUACCUCAAGGAACCUCACAUACCAGUAUUUGCCCAGUUGGAAGCUAGAGGAAGUGGGAUAGGACGAUCGUUGAAUUUUCUAAAAAGUGGUACCUGAAAUGAUGUGGGAUAUGGGACAUUUGUAUUGUUGAAUAGUGUCAUUUUUUUUUCAUGUAUUUUGCACUCUGUUGGUGUUAGCUAUUUUUAAAGUUUUAAAGAAUAGUAGCUUUGCAACUUUUGAUUGUGGAUUAGGUUGGUAUAUUUUUGCAACUAUUGUAUGGCUUAUUAUAUUGGCAUCUACCUUACAUGAAAUCAAAUGAAGUUGCUCUUUUGGGUUCUCAGGAAUUAGUAUUGUAUGGCUUAUUAUAUUAG
Cornus florida is the source of this 3127-nucleotide messenger RNA. RefSeq lists its product as uncharacterized. The transcript is spliced from 12 exons. Lineage: Eukaryota; Viridiplantae; Streptophyta; Magnoliopsida; Cornales; Cornaceae. The coding region runs from base 779 to 2755 and encodes 658 amino acids. The record is from RefSeq and is a predicted model, not a curated record. Gene Ontology annotation, molecular function: cysteine-type peptidase activity. Gene Ontology annotation, biological process: proteolysis.